Messenger RNA from Caenorhabditis sp. 36 PRJEB53466, 1643 nucleotides. Lineage: Eukaryota; Metazoa; Nematoda; Chromadorea; Rhabditida; Rhabditidae. The record is from the annotation of a GenBank genome assembly.
AUGAGCUCCGAGAGAAAGCGCACCACAAAACAAACCCAUUGGUCUGAUGUCCGGGACAAGAAGCCAAAAAUUGAGGAAUUGCCAGAGCCGGAAGCUGAGAGUCCGGAAAAAGCUCGCUUGAUCGAAUUCGUGGAAAAUGCUCUCAGGUCUUGGGGCCUGGGCAAGAAGCAAAAAGUUGAGGAAUUAUCAGAGUCGGAAGCUGAGAUUCCAGAAAAAGCUCCCUUGGUCGGAUUCGUGGAAAAUGCUCUUAGGUCUCCGGGCCUGGGCUCCGGGCCAAAAGUUGAGGAAUUAACAGAGUCGGAAGUUGAGAGUCUCAGGUCUCCGGUUCUCAGAGAAAGCCAGCUAUCUUUAGUUACUAAAAGCGGCGAUAAAUGUGAGUUGAUAACCAGAAAACAGCAUCAUCAAAUGCAUUUUCCAGUCAUCAUUGUGAGUAUGAUCGAUGAGGGUACCUUUGGGAAAGUGUACCGCGUAAUUGAUAAAAACGUACGUUCAAAACUGUUCUUUGACCAUUAUAUACCACAUUUUAGAAGAAGGCAUGGGCUUUGAGAGUGUCGAAGAAGUGCAAUGAUGUAGCAAUGUCGUAUGGUCGCGAACAGAGUGUGAGUUAACUAUUCUCAUCAUUAGUGUUAUAACGUGAUUUUCCAGAUGAUGGAGCUGAUUGGCACAGAAAACCACAAAAACUUGAUGCCGCUGUGCACUUUCGGCGAAGUCGCUACCAAAGUGGAGGGAUAUUCUCGAUGGAUGGUUCUCAUGCCACUGUUGGGACCUUCUAUCCGCGAUGUAAUGGAGGGGGCAGAAGAACGUACUGAGGGCUAUAUCCAUUCUUUCCCGGUCGAGGACAUAUUCACUAUUGGUAAACAACUUUUGGAAGCCUUGGAGGUUCUCGACAAGUUGAAAGUUGUUCAUUUGGAUCUGAAACCGGAAAACAUAAUUUUCAACAGUCCGCUUCUGGAUGUUAGAUUGAAAAAAUUCAAGGAGGACACUUGCCAUAUCGUGGUCAAGGACUUGCACAUCAAACUAGUGGACUACAGUAAAACAACCGUAUUGACCGAAGACGAGGAGCAAUUCGGAAUGGUUCAGACGCGAUACUACCGAGCUCCCGAAAUAUUCCUUGGUUAGUCGUGUUUUUGGAAAUAAUCUAUUAAUCAUUUGUUUUCAGGACUACCAUACAUAGAAACAACCGACAUAUGGUCAGUCGGCUGCAUACUUGCCGAGCUCUACACUGGCGAAAUUUUGUUCAAAGGGCCGAGAAGUCAACCGAACAGACCGGCGGAUAUCGUGCAGUUCUUCAUGAUGAUGGAUGUCCUUGAUAAGGAACCAUCGCUCGACCAGAUGGCCGAAGCGGAAAUUAUGCAGUAAGCAAUAUUCCUGGUAUCAAUAUGAAUAAUACUUUUGUUUUUAGGAGUCCAGAGUACUUGAGAAUAGUUGCUAAUCGCAGUUGGGAAGAUCAAGUGGGACCAUUCCCACUGCUCAAGGUGAGUUGAAAAGUGAUUGGCCGUUUUUAAAUUAUUUUGUUACAGGAAAACAUCCGUGAAGAUGACACCCAGGAAAAUGUAGAAUAUUUGUUCAUCGUCAUCGACUACUUACUCAACUUCGACGCAAAGCGCCGGCCUCCUGCCUACUAUGCAAAGAAAUACCUCUAA